Messenger RNA from Pygocentrus nattereri (red-bellied piranha), 2082 nucleotides. Its product is annotated as basic proline-rich protein-like. Lineage: Eukaryota; Metazoa; Chordata; Actinopteri; Characiformes; Serrasalmidae. Gene Ontology annotation, biological process: extracellular matrix organization. The record is from RefSeq and is a predicted model, not a curated record. The transcript is spliced from 2 exons. Gene Ontology annotation, cellular component: extracellular matrix. Bases 1 to 2082 code for a protein of 693 amino acids.
AUGACCGUCAGAAGCACCAAAAGCAGAAGAGAACAUCAAGGCCACUCGAAUAAGAGGGGUUUUAAACUCGCUCCUGGGGAGAAUAAGAGGGGUUUUAAACCCGCUCCUGGGGAGAAUAAGAGCGGUUUUAAACUCGCUCCUGGGGAGAAUGAGAGCGGUUUUAAACUCGCUCCUGGGGAGAAUGAGAGCGGUUUUAAACUCGCUCCUGGGGAGAAUGAGAGCGGUUUUAAACCCGCUCCUGGGGAGAAUGAGAGCGGUUUUAAACCCGCUCCUGGGGAGAAUGAGAGCGGUUUUAAACCCGCUCCUGGGGAGAAUGAGAGCGGUUUUAAACCCGCUCCUGGGGAGAAUGAGAGCGGUUUUAAACCCGCUCCUGGGGAGAAUAAGAGCGGUUUUAAACUCGCUCCUGGGGAGAAUAAGAGGGGUUUUAAACCCGCUCCUGGGGAGAAUAAGAGGGGUUUUAAACCCGCUCCUGGGGAGAAUAAGAGCGGUUUUAAACUCGCUCCUGGGGAGAAUAAGAGCGGUUUUAAACCCGCUCCUGGGGAGAAUAAGAGCGGUUUUAAACUCGCUCCUGGGGAGAAUAAGAGCGGUUUUAAACUCGCUCCUGAGGAGAAUGAGAGCGGUUUUAAACUCGCUCCUGGGCAGAAUAAGAGCGGUUUUAAACCCGCUCCUGGGGAGAAUAAGAGCGGUUUUAAACUCGCUCCUGGGGAGAAUAAGAGCGGUUUUAAACCCGCUCCUGGGGAGAAUAAGAGCGGUUUUAAACUCGCUCCUGGGGAGAAUAAGAGCGGUUUUAAACUCGCUCCUGGGGAGAAUGAGAGCGGUUUUAAACUCGCUCCUGGGCAGAAUAAGAGCGGUUUUAAACCCGCUCCUGGGGAGAAUAAGAGCGGUUUUAAACUCGCUCCUGGGGAGAAUGAGAGCGGUUUUAAACUCGCUCCUGGGCAGAAUAAGAGCGGUUUUAAACCCGCUCCUGGGGAGAAUAAGAGCGGUUUUAAACUCGCUCCUGGGGAGAAUGAGAGUGGUUUUAAACUCGCUCCUGAGGAGAAUGAGAGCGGUUUUAAACUCGCUCCUGGGCAGAAUAAGAGCGGUUUUAAACCCGCUCCUGGGGAGAAUAAGAGCGGUUUUAAACUCGCUCCUGGGGAGAAUGAGAGUGGUUUUAAACCCGCUCCUGGGGAGAAUGAGAGCGGUUUUAAACUCGCUCCUGGGGAGAAUGAGAGUGGUUUUAAACCCGCUCCUGGGGAGAAUAAGAGCGGUUUUAAACUCGCUCCUGGGGAGAAUGAGAGUGGUUUUAAACUCGCUCCUGAGGAGAAUGAGAGCGGUUUUAAACUCGCUCCUGGGCAGAAUAAGAGCGGUUUUAAACCCGCUCCUGGGGAGAAUAAGAGCGGUUUUAAACUCGCUCCUGGGGAGAAUGAGAGUGGUUUUAAACCCGCUCCUGGGGAGAAUGAGAGCGGUUUUAAACUCGCUCCUGGGGAGAAUGAGAGCGGUUUUAAACCCGCUCCUGGGGAGAAUGAGAGCGGUUUUAAACUCGCUCCUGGGGAGAAUGAGAGCGGUUUUAAACCCGCUCCUGGGGAGAAUAAGAGCGGUUUUAAACCCGCUCCUGGGGAGAAUAAGAGCGGUUUUAAACUCGCUCCUGAGGAGAAUGAGAGCGGUUUUAAACUCGCUCCUGGGGAGAAUGAGAGCGGUUUUAAACUCGCUCCUGGGCAGAAUAAGAGCGGUUUUAAACCCGCUCCUGGGGAGAAUAAGAGCGGUUUUAAACUCGCUCCUGGGGAGAAUGAGAGUGGUUUUAAACCCGCUCCUGGGGAGAAUGAGAGCGGUUUUAAACCCGCUCCUGGGGAGAAUGAGAGCGGUUUUAAACUCGCUCCUGGGGAGAAUGAGAGUGGUUUUAAACCCGCUCCUGGGGAGAAUGAGAGCGGUUUUAAACUCGCUCCUGGGGAGAAUGAGAGCGGUUUUAAUGGAGAAAUCCGAGCCAAACGCCGCGAGUCUCUCCGGCUUUGUUUACCCGGGAUUCAGGUGCAUUGUGGGAGCGCCGCGGUGAUUGACUGGCGUGGCGGCCAUUUUGCCGCUGGCCGCCGAGCUCCCAUUGUGUGA